AUGCCUGACCAAGGCUGGACAUUUCUCAUCAACGGAGGCCCCGGGCCGCACCAGGGACGUGGCCGGCCGAGGUCCUCCAACUGGUCGACAAGCACCUUGACCCUGUUCAAAUCACCUUCGGGCCCCUCCGAUUCUCGUACUUUCCCGCCCUACUCUCCAAAAACAAUUCAAUCCUAUCGUCUAUUGUUUGACUGCCUGACAUGGUCCGGUGAUGCAGCUGUUGUGAGUUCCCGCGAGGACAUUGCUGCAAAGUUCUCCGGCUCGUUACUCAGAAUUCUGCAUCCUGUUAUCCUGGACUUCUGCCGGUGCUCUAUCGCAUCUCACCUUGCACGCCUGCAGCCCCAGCAACAGAGCCACUUUCAGGGAAUGGCAAGGCGUCUCUCCUCUUCAGGCAUUCGUGGUCUGGUUGCAAUGCUGCCUUCUGUUGACGUGCACAACUGCCAGGCAGUCUUUGCCGCAGCUGUGCUCGUUUCCAUCACUACACUGGCAUAUGGGCCGCAGCCAGGGGAAUACCUUCUUUUCUGUAACAGCGGCUUUCCUUUGUGGCUUGGUCUCUUCCAGGGCAUCAAAUCUAUCCUCGGCGAGGUAGGGGUCAGCCAGGUAUUCUCUGGGCCAUUGGCAGGCUUCUUAUGUCGACCAGAGCAAGUCGAUAAGCCAUAUGCAUCAAGAGAGCACCUGCGAUACGUGGACUGGGUAGACCAAUUCAAUCAUCUACGAACAUACGUAGAAACUAGCGAUGUCCUCUAUCGUACGGAAAAUUUGGAGGCCCUUGGAAGCUUGCAACUGUGCUACGAGGCUAUUUGGGGCAGGCCAGACGGAACAUGUAAUGGCCACACCAAAAACCAAAUGGUCUUCAUAUGGGUAUACUAUUUGCGAAAGGACUUUGUUCGGCGCUUGCAGGAGAAGAUGACUAUUCCUCUUCUGAUCUUCGCUUAUUUCACUGUUCCAAUGAAGACGCUGGGAACUUUCUGGUUCAUCUCUGGUUGGCCGGACCAUAUUCUUUCGGGAGUCCGGGCUGCGAUUGAUGAAGCUCAUCAUUCAUGGUUGCAAUGGCCAUUGCAAGUCCUAAAGGAUAUGGGAUAG
Messenger RNA from Clonostachys solani, 1083 nucleotides. The record is from the annotation of a GenBank genome assembly. NCBI's taxonomy places the organism in Eukaryota, Fungi, Ascomycota, Sordariomycetes, Hypocreales, Bionectriaceae.